Messenger RNA from Procambarus clarkii (red swamp crayfish), 3829 nucleotides. It is a transcript of the gene gus, whose product is annotated as splA/ryanodine receptor domain and SOCS box containing gustavus. The record is from RefSeq and is a predicted model, not a curated record. Gene Ontology annotation, molecular function: protein binding. Lineage: Eukaryota; Metazoa; Arthropoda; Malacostraca; Decapoda; Cambaridae. Gene Ontology annotation, cellular component: SCF ubiquitin ligase complex. Gene Ontology annotation, biological process: proteasome-mediated ubiquitin-dependent protein catabolic process.
UUAUCUGGUGUUUGGCGCUAGUGUUGGGUUUACGUAGUCCUGUACUGGAAGAUGUGUACUGGUGGUAGUGGUGAGGGUGUGUACGGUGGGGGGUAAUGUGUUGGUCAAGUGUUGGUGCGGGUGGUAAAGGGACAGCAGCAGCAGCAGCCGUGGCUACAGCAGCAGCAGCAGCAGCAGCAGCAGGAAGGACUGACGGAUAGUUGCCUUUAGUCUAGUCAGGGAACGCGGGGCCGAAGCGGCAGGCUGUCGUGUGUGGCUGUGGACGGAGCCUCACCACCGCUAGCUGUGUAUGUGUGUGCGUGUCCUGCUGUGUUAUACACCCUGCUACACCCGCCCCUUCUCCUUCCUCACUCGCGCGCCUCUUCCCCCACCUCUAGUCACCUCCUGGCGUCCUGCUGGACCAACUUAACCUCAGUCUGCUGCCCAAGACAUAUUCCUGCCAGUGCUGGACAUGGCCGCACGCCCGCCACCAUCGCCGCCCUCCUCAUAAAAGCCACCGUGUAAAAAAACAAAGAACUUUGACCAAAGAAUUGUUUGAUAAUGCCUCGGUGUUGAGUUGUUUCUGCUUGAGACCCCCAUGACCCCAGGAGAGCUGCCUGGGGGUCAGUGUGAGGCGGGGCAGCACGACCCAGGACUAGCGUCGUGUAGUGGCUAGUAGCUAUGGAUGGGAGUGCGUGAGCGUGGGCCCGUCCUAGCAGGCGUGGGGCCCGUCCUAGCAGGCGUGGGGCCCGUCCUAGCAGGUGUGGGGCCCGUCCUAGCAGGCGUGGGGCCCGUCCUAGCAGGUGUGGGGCCCGUCCUAGCAGGCGUGGGGCCCGUCCUAGAAGGUGUGGGGUCCUAGCAGGUGUGGGGCCCGUCCUAGCAGGCGUGGGGACCGUCCUAGCAGGCUUGGGGCCGUCCUAGCAGGCGUGGGGCCCGUCCUCGGCGGUGUGUAAGUGUGGGGGUGUGUGAGGGAGAAGUGUGGAGGAGACUAGACGGACGGAAGGAGGGUGCGUGAAGGUAGUGGUGGUGGGUCCCAGGAAAAGGGUGAAGGGUGGCCCCCAAAGAGGAGUGUAUAGAGGCUGGUCUUCCUGUGGGGGAGGAGCACCACCACCUGCAGCAGCACCACCUCCAGCAGUGUCGGACACACGGACACGUCAAGGUGGAGUCGCUCUGGAGGAACCUGCUGGACACUUGGACCGCCGUACGCCACAAGAUGAAGGUGACCAGAGAGACGUCUUCCAGGUACGGUGGUAAGCGGUGUGGGAGCGGUGGUGGAGGGGGCCCAGCAGCAGCAGCGGCAGCAGCAGCAGCGGCAGCAGCAGCAGCGGGAGGAGCAGCAGUAGGAGUAAGGCGCUCGCCCCGCUACGCCACCCAACAGUCUUCAGCAUCAGUUGCAGCAGCAGGCAGACCAAGGAGGCACCACACUAGACCUCUCCACGCUCACCACCAUAACACUAAACAUAAGGGAGCGAAAGCCAGCAGUGGGCCUGGCCAGGGUGGCACCAGCACCAACAACGCAGCCUCACAGAAACCCGACAACAGUGGCGGGGGAGGAGUAGAUACCAAUCAGCAGCAAGACAACACAUCAAAUAACGCUGCCACUAAUAACGCCACUGUCCGUCACAACCACCACGACGCACCUCCACCAUAUUCAACACGGUCAUCUGCUGCCGCCGCUGCUGCUGCUGCUCAAAACCACCACCAUAAUCAUCAUCAUAACCACCAUCACCACCACCCUAAUCAGCGUCAUAGCUCACGAGGGCCUCGCCGAAACCGGAUGAGUAUGGGGCAAAAAGUCACAGGUGGUAUGAAGUCUGUGGGUCGGGGUGAGGGCGGGUCGCUACAACCUCGCCUCACCCGGGAACUGGCCAUGUCUCCUGACUAUACUCGCCCAAAGCGGCUAGACCUCCUAUUGGAUAUGCCACCCGUACCUAGAGAAGCCUCCCUUAAGCAUGCAUGGAAUGCAGAUGACCGAUCUCUCAAUAUCUUUGUUAAGGAGGAUGACAAAAUGACGUUCCACCGGCACCCUGUAGCCCAAAGUACAGAUUGUAUUCGAGGAAGAGUUGGGUACACACGGGGCCUUCAUGUCUGGGAGAUCCACUGGUCCACUAGGCAACGUGGUACUCAUGCAGUGGUGGGAGUAGCUACCGAUGAAGCCCCUCUACACUCGCAAGGGUAUCAGAGUUUAGUGGGCAGCAACGACCAAUCAUGGGGCUGGGAUUUAGGACGCAAUAAGUUGUAUCACAAUGCUAAACAAGGCAAUUCCGGCAUUACAUAUCCUUCACUUUUAAAUAAUGAUGAGACAUUUGUCGUACCAGAUAAAUUUUAUGUUGUUCUUGACAUGGAUGAGGGAACGUUGGCAUUUGUGGUCGAGGGCCAGUACCUUGGUGUAGCAUUUCGAGGUUUGAAAGGAAAGAAGCUCUACCCGAUAGUCUCAGCCGUGUGGGGGCAUUGUGAGAUCACCAUCAGAUACAUUGGUGGAUUAGAUCCGGAGCCUCUACCACUAAUGGAUUUAUGUCGGCGUGUGAUACGGCAGGCAGUUGGUAAACAGCGACUUUCUCGAAUUGAAGAACUUAAUCUGCCACCUUCAAUCACGCAGUACCUUUUGUAUCAUGACCGUAGGUGAUAGUUUGAAAUUAGCUGGUCACCCUUGUACCCCUCCAACACCAGCCACCAGGCGUCCCAGCCCCGCACCCCCGCAGGCCCAGGCCAAGGGAGACGCUCUGUAGUAAGUUGAGUGACGGCGGCGCAUGGGAUAAAGCGUCUGCAGCAUCAGUUUGAUAAUCAAAACAUCCUGUUUUUGAGAUGUUUUUAAUAAUAAAUUACCUGUGCCAUAAGGCAUAUUUAGUUGACCAGCAUAAUUUUAUGCUGAAAUUUAUUUCCUUAUGGAAUUUUAGCAGGUUUUGAAUCAGUGUAGGAAAUUUAGACGGCCGAGACCACUGGCCUGUGCAAAAUACUGCUGGUAGACGCAGUCAAGUGCAUAUGCGGGACUUUUAGAUGUACGUUUGUGUCUGUGUGUGUUAGUGUGGCCACAAGCCAUUGUGAUAGACUAGGUCAGACUGGUAUGUUGCCCCCACAGCCACCCCACUCAGGUACCCAGCCGGGAUUAGUGGCAAUGGGAAAAGGCAGCACCGGUGUUAUGCACGAACAUUGUGACAAACGCAUAGAAAGUUGCUUGAUAUAAACCAGAAAAAAAGAACUUGACCAAUGUGAUGUUUCUAUAACAGACUAUUUUUGAAAAUAAACUGAAAAUGUGAAAACGUUUAAGUGAAGUGUGGUGGGCAACGUCCAUCUGACCGUCGAGCCGACUGGUGAAGUGUUCAUUGCAGGCCAACCUUGCAUCUCCUCAUCGCCUCUCACAUUUGUUCUGGAGACGUAGUAGUGUAAGAUCGAGCGAAUAGACCCCAGCCCUACAGCGGUGCUGGCUGGUUCAAGGGUGAAUAGGGAGGUUAAUGUAUUGCCCCUAGUCUUUACUCUAAAUCUUUGGCUUUGCCAUGGAUGCUUCACUGUUUUUAUGUCUUUUUUACACAGUUAUUUAAUGUGAAAAAAAAAGAAACUUGUCCAUUACCAUUUUGUGAGAUGGCCAUUUGGGGGCUCUGUAGUUUCCAUCUUAACCCAAAACCGACUUAGUUGCUGGUUAUCUCAUUCAGUUCCCUCAUUGUAUUGUAUGCUUAAGUAUAUUUUUUUUUAAAGUGCCAUUUGCAGUAAGACUAUGGUAGGACUGUGUCAAGAGCUCAACCAACCAGCAUGACAUGGCAUCAAGAUCUACUGUUCUAGCGUGUUCUUAUACUGCAACAUCUCUCACCUAGUACGCAGCAUCUUUGUACAAAAAUAUUAAAUAUUAAUUACA